GCGUAGGCAACCCAUGUUACACAUGUUCGAUGUUACUCCACAAGGCAAACACAUGUUUGUUCUAACCACAAAAGUUUUAGGGCGCAAUUCGAAUUUGUUCAUUUAAUAAUCAAUUAUCAUGGCGAAAAGUCUAAGAAGUAAAUGGCGCAGAAAGUGCAGGGCAGUUAAACGUAUUCGUUAUGGUCAAAAAGAACUUGAACGUCUGAAGAAAACACUUGGGAUUGAUGAGGCCAAGAAUGAAGUUGACAUGCAAGAUGUUGCUGAAGUUGCUACAGUUGUGGAUGCCAAGAAAAUCAAAGAUGAAGUUGCAGUUGCUGCUAAGGUGAAAUCCGAAGAUGCUAUGGUUACCGAUGAGAAGAAGCGCAACUUUAAUCCGAAAACAUUAAAAGAUGAGACUGGUACCUACCCAGUAUGGAUGAAUCAACGUCGCGUCAAAGCCAUCAAGAAGGCUGUGAAGAAAACUUCCAAAAUAACUCACAGGAAAAAGAGGAAAUAAUUUUUUUGUGGCUUUCAAACCUCAAUUUGUUAAUAGGAUUUAAUAUGUAUUUAAUAAUAAAUUGCGCGCCUAAAACUUACGUUUUGAUUUACGGGGCGCUUCGUUUACAA
This is a messenger RNA of Dalotia coriaria, 606 nucleotides long. RefSeq names its product protein LLP homolog. The coding region runs from base 119 to 496 and encodes 125 amino acids. The transcript has a single exon. Gene Ontology annotation, molecular function: RNA binding. NCBI's taxonomy places the organism in Eukaryota, Metazoa, Arthropoda, Insecta, Coleoptera, Staphylinidae. Gene Ontology annotation, biological process: dendrite extension. Gene Ontology annotation, cellular component: nucleolus. The record is from RefSeq and is a predicted model, not a curated record.